Pimephales promelas (fathead minnow) is the source of this 1875-nucleotide messenger RNA. Its product is annotated as 5-hydroxytryptamine receptor 3E-like. Gene Ontology annotation, molecular function: transmembrane signaling receptor activity; extracellular ligand-gated monoatomic ion channel activity. Gene Ontology annotation, biological process: monoatomic ion transmembrane transport. Gene Ontology annotation, cellular component: membrane. The record is from RefSeq and is a predicted model, not a curated record. NCBI's taxonomy places the organism in Eukaryota, Metazoa, Chordata, Actinopteri, Cypriniformes, Leuciscidae.
AUGAAACCUGCAGGGACUAUUAACUGCUCCGAACCGACUACAGAUGCUCUUUUAACAGCCCUGAAGGAGAACGUCUUUGGCAAAACUGAGAUUAGGCCAGUUAUUCACCCGAAAACUCCCACAAACAUCAGUGCGACCUUCACGCUGUAUGGAAUUUUAGAUGUGGAUGAAAAAGCUCAAUUAUUUGAGUCGUACAUUUGGUUGUUUAUGGUUUGGAAUAUUGAAGGCUUGAGCUGGGAUCCCGAUGAAUGUGGAACAGACAGAAUCUCACUGCCAAGAAAACAACUGUGGAGGCCCGAUAUUGUCAUCAAUGAAUUCGUGGAUGAAAAUAAAGUCCCAGAAACAUAUUACCUCUAUGUCCAAAAUACUGGUAUAGUAACGGAUGGUCUUCCAAUUCAUGUGAUCAGUUCCUGCAACAUGGACAUCUACACCUUUCCAUUCGAUAUUCAGAACUGCACAUUUACUUUUAAUUCAUACAAGCUCUUUGCGGCGGAUGUUCAAUUGUCUUUUAUUGAACCAGUGGAGGAAACACUUAAAUUUUCCCUAGAUGCAAUGCAAACUAAAGGAGAGUGGGAGCUAGUCACCAUGCAAGCUGAAAAACCUGCAUUACGUCCUGAAGAGCUAAAAACAUCUUUUGAUGCACUCAUUUACUAUAUCGUUCUCAGGCGUCGACCGACCAUGUACGUGGUGAACCUCCUGAUUCCCAGCUGUUUCCUCAUUGCUGUAGAUCUAUUCAGCUUUCUUCUACCAACUCAGAAUGUGGAUCGAUCUUCCUUCAAAAUGACCCUCAUCUUGGGUUACACUGUGUUCCUGCUGCUAAUGAACGACCUGCUGCCCGUCACAGGAAACAGCUUACCUCUCAUAAAUGUGUUUUUCUCUCUCUGCUUGGCACUGAUGGUGGCCAGUCUUCUGGAGACAAUUCUUAUCAUAAAUAUUCAGUGUGGCUCCAGUAACUAUGGACCGUUACCUCGAUGGGCCAAGGUGUUUUUCCUCAACUACCUUGCUAAACUUGUUUUUUUAAGCAAGAAACCCAGUGACCAAAACUGUGGUCCUGAAGAGCACAGUACUGAGACCAAACACUGUGAUCCUGUAGAUGACACCCCUCUGAGAGAAGCGGUCCAUAACACAAAUCCUACACUUCAGGAACUGAGAAGGAUAAGCCACGAGUUACUAUCCAUCCGUCAGCAGGUUGAUAAACAUUUUAAAACUGAUGAGAGAGUAGACGAGUGGGUACAUUUGAGUGAAGUCAUUGACCGCUUGCUUUUUGGGAUGUAUCUUAUCUUUCUCUCAGUGAGUUUCAUCACUAUAUUUCUCAUCUGGCUGAACUGCCUGCAGUUCUGCAGGUAUCUGUUAGCAAGGCGCCAUGCGCUAGAGCCCAAGAGGAAGCCACACUCCGGGUGGAGUGUCCUAUCACACCAAGGGGCAUGGUUGGCCUUGCUGCGGGGCCAACGGACACAGAGCUCUCAGCCGGGGAACUACACUGCAAAGCAGACAGACAGACAGAGAAUUUACGGGCUGGAGGUCUCCACUGCAAAGCAGUCGGGUGUGAGCAUACAGGCACGUCAUCCUCUUCUUUUGCAGGGCCGACAGACACAGAGCUUACAGCGGGGGAACUUCACUGUAAAGCAGACUGGCAUACAAACUGGCAUCUGUGUUCUGGCAGAACACAGAGGCCGACAGACAGAGGCCUACAACAGAGAACUUACGGCUGGAGGUCUCCACUGCAAAGCAGUCAGGUGUGAGUAUACAGGCACGUCAUCCUCUUCUUUUGAAGGGCCGACAGACACAGAGCUUACAGCGGGGGAACUUCACUGUAAAGCAGACAGACAGAGAACUUAUGGCUGGAGGUCUCCACUGCAAAGCAGUCAGGUGUGA